Molecule: messenger RNA, 2069 nt
Organism: Brassica rapa (field mustard)
Lineage: Eukaryota; Viridiplantae; Streptophyta; Magnoliopsida; Brassicales; Brassicaceae
Product: pentatricopeptide repeat-containing protein At5g04780, mitochondrial
Biological process (GO): RNA modification
Molecular function (GO): zinc ion binding; protein binding; RNA binding
Source: RefSeq, a predicted model, not a curated record
GACACAGGAUUUCAACUUGUUGGGCUACUAGGGUCUCUGCUUAACAUCAUGGGCCUGAUAUGACGGCCCAUAUCUGGUUAAAAAACUAAACCCUCCUUCUCAGACCAAGUAUGUUGUUUCUUUCGCUGUCAAGGAAGAACAUACUUGGGUUCAAAAUGAACUUGUUGAGACAGUGCAGAAUCUUGCCCAGAAGAAGAAGCCAUGCGCGUCCUCUUUUUCGAAAUCUCUCUGUAUUUAUUGCUUAUGAGCAGAAUGAUGUUACACUAGAACGAUAUGACAAUGAGUUUUGGAAUCGUAACGUGGUUCAAGCUUCGGACUUUAUCGAAAUUCUGCAGCUUUGUGCUAGUAAUAGAGACGUUCUUGAAGCCAAAGCUUGCCACGGGAAGAUUAUCCGUCUUGAGAUGCAUGAAGAUGUCAUUACUCUGUCGAAUGUUCUUAUCAACUCUUAUUCCAAAUGUGGCUUUGCUGAGCUUGCACGCAAAGUGUUCGAUGGAAUGCGUGAGAGAAGCUUGGUUUCUUGGAACACCAUGAUUGGUUUGUAUACACGGAACAAAAUGGAGUUAGAAGCAUUGAAUAUGUUCUCGGAGAUGCGGAAAGAAGGAGUUGAGUUUAGCGAAUUCACGAUCUCGAGCGUUCUUUCCGCUUGUAGUGGAGUGAACUGCGGUGCCUUGGAAUGCAAGCAACUGCACUGUUUGUCACUCAAAGCGUGUCUCGACACGCACGUGUACGUUGGAACUGCUUUGCUUGAUCUCUACGCAAAGUGCGGGAUGAUGAAGGACUCAGUGCAGGUUUUCGAGUUUAUGCAGGAGAAAAGCUCAGUAACAUGGAGUUCAAUGGUAGCAGGUUAUGUACAGAACAAACGUUACGAAGAGGCUUUGCUUCUCUACCGUCGAGGUCAGAGGAUGAGCCUAGAGAAGAAUCAGUUCACGUUAUCUUCGGUCAUCUGCGCUUGCUCGAAUCUGGCUGCUUUAAUAGAAGGGAAACAGAUGCAUGCUGUUAUACAUAAGACCGGGUAUGCUUCUAAUGUCUUUGUGGCAUCCUCUGUUGUUGAUAUGUAUGCUAAAUGCGGAGGCUUGAGAGAGUCUUACAUCAUCUUCUCAGAAGUGGGAGAGAAGAAUAUUGAGCUUUGGAACACGAUUAUCUCCGGGUUUGCGAAGCACGCUCGUCCAAAGGAAGUGAUGAUCUUGUUUGAGAAGAUGCAGCAAGGUGGAAUGCAACCAAACGAGGUUACUUUUAGCUCCUUGUUAUCUGUUUGUGCUCAUACGGGUUUGGUGGAGGAAGGAAGGAGGUUUUUCAGAUUCAUGAGAAGCAAGUACGGUGUAUCUCCGAAUGUGGUUCAUUACUCUUGUAUGGUUGAUGUUCUUGGUCGUGCUGGACUGUUGUCUGAAGCGUAUGAGUUGAUAAAGUCUAUUCCUUUUGAUCCUACUGCUUCCAUAUGGGGCUCUCUUCUUGCUUCUUGUCGCGUCUACAAGAAUCUCGAGCUGGCGGAGGUUGCAGCUGAGAAACUGUUCAGUUUAGAGCCAGAGAAUGCGGGUAAUCACGUCUUGCUAUCCAACAUAUACGCAGCAAACAAUCACUGGGAGGACAUUGUUAAAUCAAGAAAGCUUCUCAGAGACAGCGAAGUGAAGAAAGUGAGAGGGAAAAGUUGGAUUGAGAUCAAGGACAAGGUCCACGUUUUCAGCGUUGGAGAGAGCGGUCAUCCGAGAAUCCGCGAGAUCUGUUUGAAGCUAGACAGUCUGGUGAUCGAAUUGAGGAAGUUUGGAUAUAAACCAAGAGUAGAACAUGAGCUGCACGACGUGGAGGAGAGGAAGAAAGAGGAGCUUCUGAUGCAGCACAGCGAGAAGCUAGCUUUGGUUUUUGGCAUAAUGUGUUUGCCAGAGGGCUCUAGUGUUAGGAUCAUGAAGAACCUGAGGAUCUGUGUGGACUGUCAUGAGUUCAUGAAGGCUGCAUCGAUGGCUACAGGAAGAUUAAUCAUUGUUAGAGAUGUUAAUAGGUUUCACCAUUUCAGUGAUGGUCAAUGUUCUUGUGGAGAAUUUUGGUGACUAAUAUAACCAAACACACGUUUAACA